Styela clava is the source of this 2950-nucleotide messenger RNA. RefSeq names its product eukaryotic translation initiation factor 2A-like. Gene Ontology annotation, molecular function: translation initiation factor activity; mRNA binding; protein binding. The record is from RefSeq and is a predicted model, not a curated record. Gene Ontology annotation, cellular component: cytosolic small ribosomal subunit. Gene Ontology annotation, biological process: translational initiation. NCBI's taxonomy places the organism in Eukaryota, Metazoa, Chordata, Ascidiacea, Stolidobranchia, Styelidae.
UGCUGUAAUGCAAUGUAAAGUCCUUCCUAAUCUUAUUGGCUUCACUCUCUCCUGUGAUAAACCUGAACAUCCUAUUACAGUAUUACGCUUAAAUUCAUUCUCAAAAGCAAAAUAGUUCCCUAUUCGAUUUCCAUGCACUGUUGACAAGCUUUUUUGAAAUUUCAUCAAGGUUCACUACAAUUAAUCAUUCAGUAUGGAUUUACCUUUAUUGGUGUUUCGUGGUAAAGGGGAACACUCUUUAAUUUUAUCCGAGUGGAAUCCAGAAGUUCAAUUCUCUGAAGAGAAAAUGACAGCACGAUCGUUGCAUGCUCCACCGAAUAAACCAUGUCGUGCAAUGAAAUUUAGCAAUAAAGGAUUCAUGUUCGUGUAUUGUGAUAGUGAGAAAACCUAUGUUUAUAACACCGUGACGUUAAAAGAACUAGCAACUUUACCACUGGCGAAAACGUGCGGCCUUAAUUUUUCUCCGGACGACAAAAUUCUGUGCACUUUGGAGCCGUUUUUCACGUCAAAAGAACUCCCAGAAGGGAAAAAGAAUUUGAAAAUUUGGGAUACGUCAACUUGGGACUGCUUAGCUGAAAUAAAACAAAAAUCUCAGUCGCUUUGGAGCCCGGUCUGGUUUGGCGAUGCGUCUGUUUGCGCUCGUUUGAUGACGAAUAACAUAUUUUUUUACGCUGGAAAUAAUUUUAACGACGUCGUCACAAAACUACACAUUGACAAGUUAGAAAAUUUUAGUUUAUCGCCAACGACAACAAGUCCCCAUCGGGUGGCAUGCUUUGUCCGUGGAGCUAAAGGUGCACCAUCGUCAGUGAAGAUAUUCAAUUAUCCUAAAUUUGAGCGAGAUGACGUAAUAGCGAGCAAAAGUUUUUUUAAAGCUGAUACGGUGAAAAUCACGUGGAAUCAAAAAGGUACUGCAAUUUUAAUUCGUGCAGCCACAGAAGUUGAUACAACGGGUGCAUCGUACUACGGAGAGCAGUCAUUACAUUACAUGAGUUGUAACGGAGAUACAUCGAUUGUGCAACUACCAAAAAAUGGCCCGAUAUAUGACGUCGCUUGGGACCCCGAUUCGACAAGAUUUUGUGUUACAUACGGAUUCAUGCCUGCGAAAGCAAGCAUAUUCAACCACAAAUGUAAUAUUUUACAUGACUUUGGUCCUUCCCCGAAGAAUAUGUGCGUAUACAACCCGCAAGGCAAUAUAUUGCUAUUGGCUGGGUUUGGAAAUUUGCGGGGAAACAUAGAAGUAUGGCAUAACGACUCUAAAGGUAUAAAGCAAAUUGGCCAGUUGGAGGCGCCAGAUACAACUCAACUUGAAUGGUGUCCAGAUGGGGUGCAUUUUAUCACUGCGACAACAACUCCUAGGUUGAGGGUUAACAACGGUUAUAAAAUAUGGAACUAUUCACGUAGUGCACCCCUAGUGGAGAAAAAAUGGGAAAAUGAACUUCAUGAAGUUUUAUGGCAAAAUUUCCCAGAGGGUUCUUUCAAAAUGCCGGUUAUCAAAAUUGGGGGCGUAUCGGCCCCAAAAGUGGGACUAAAUGCAUCAAAACCGCAAUCAUAUGUUCCUCCUCACGCUAGAGGGCGCUCUGACUAUGACGCAUCCAAGUUCAAACAAGACGAAGAAGAGAUAGCUCAAGCGGAACAAAAUCUUUCAAAGUCUGCGCUCAAAAAUAAGAAAAAGAGAGAAGCAAAGAAGAAGAAAGAGCAACAAGUGCAGCAGCCGGCAAGUAAUUUAUCGUCGAGUCAGCGAGAUGCUGUUGCUAUGGCAAAAUAUUUGCUGAGUAAUAGUGAUGACAAAAAAGGACAGCAAGCAAAAACAACAGCACCACCGGGUGGAGAAAUUGAGAAAAAGAUCAAGAAUUUACGCAAGAAGAUUCAAACAAUUGAAAAAUUGAAAGUUCAACAAAUCGAAGGAAAACAGCUCGAGAAAAACCAAAUUGAGAAAAUUGCAACUGAAAGCGAUUUGAGAGCUCAGUUGAGGGAACUUGAAUUGGGUUAAACUAGGGGAAUUCCCAAUGUUGGUGCAAAUUCUAAAAUUCAUAUCGAGCAAUCUGAUCAUAAUGCUUACUUACGGUAUAUAUUUUUUCCUUUGUUGGGCUAGCAUAUUCGUCCUUGAAGUGCUCCAAUUGGACCCCCAGGGCUCUGUGAGAGAAACCUAUGGGCUCUGCGAGCUAUUCAUUUACUCGUUAAAAUGCUGACUUGGCUAAUUUUGUAACUGUCCAAAGAAGCAAUAACGGCAUUAAUAAAAUUCGACAACGGUAGCGUUGAAAUGUGGCAAAAAGGCGGUAAUAAUUUUUAUAAAUUUAUUUAGGGGUUCUGUAAAUAAUAGUCAACCUCUUCAUGGGCUCCAUGACACCCCUGGGUUAGCAAACUUUUACGAAAUGCCUAUGAAUGCGAAUCGUUUGUUGAAACUUUGAGGAAUCUCCAGUGGAGUAUAAUAAUGUGCGAUUUGAAAUUUUUUUUGAUAUUAUUUGGCCUUGUAUACCCUUUUCUUGAAUAUUUUAUAUGUGUUCUGGACGGCUCUUGGCAUUUUAGUGGGGCACGUAACACUGUUGGAUCAGUCUCCUUUAGAGUUCUAUAUUGACCUUGAGGUCCAUGUCCAUGUUAGGGAGGCAGCAUCAAAUCAAAAAGAUUUCAGUACGUCCAAAGAUAGUUUUUCUGCGAGUGAAAACGUUAUAUGAAAAUAGCCAUUCAUCAUUUGCUACUACUAAAUUGUUGGAAAAUUUUUGAUUCAUUUGUUUUUGCUGACUGUAUAAUUAGUGUCUUGGUCUAGAACAGUGGUUCUCAAACGAUAGGGCGCGCCACAUAAGGCGGGCGUAGACAGUUUUUGAAGGGGGCGUGGAGCAAAUUCAAAAUAAAAACAUUUGUUAGAUUUGAUCUUGCCCGCCUUAUUUUGGAUAUUUAUGUUCCAUUCCAAAUUUUUUAACGUGUUUUUUGAAUAAAACAUACUCUCGCUUUA